Molecule: messenger RNA, 7869 nt
Organism: Anopheles stephensi (Asian malaria mosquito)
Lineage: Eukaryota; Metazoa; Arthropoda; Insecta; Diptera; Culicidae
Gene: Tao
Product: serine/threonine-protein kinase Tao
Exons: 13
Coding region: 687-3638 (983 amino acids)
Biological process (GO): protein phosphorylation
Molecular function (GO): protein kinase activity; ATP binding
Source: RefSeq, a predicted model, not a curated record
GUUUUGACGUUUCGGGGUAAUGUUUGAGUGUGUGCCUGUAUGUAUGUAUGUUUUUUGUGUGAAAUCGCCAUUUUGUGUUUCAGGGCGAUGUGAAUACGGACCAACGAAACAAGGGAAAAAAGGUUCGGCGAAACUAGAGCAUACACCCUUAAAAUCCCAACUCUGCCUGCUCUAGCCGCGGCGGAAGUGGGAAGCGUUGUGCGUAUCGUGACGACAACCACCAUCAGCUUCAAAAGCUCGAUUUUUGCGCAACGGAUUAGUGUGCUCGACAAAUACCAAUAAUUGCCCCCGGGGAUCGCGGCCGAAUCGUCGAAUGAUCGAUUCAUUAGUGUAUCCAGUAUGUGUGUGCCUAGUACCGCGGCCAUCGGUUAAGGAAUUUUAAAUGUCUCGAAGAAGGAAGUGUUUCAACAGCAGCAUCUCUUUCUUAAUAUCACCUUACCCCAAGCACACGGUGGGUUGGUGAGCUAGUGUUUUAAUGUGUUUAAUGUGUAAAGAUAAACGGUUACGGAAGUGUAAGUGUGAAGCGAAAGCAACUACGACCGCUAGAUUUAUUGCGGGCAAGAUUGAAGAAACAGAAAAACGCCCAAGCCCCAGUGACGGUGAGGCUUGCUCGGGUGGUGUUGUGAGUGCGAACAGAACACGCCGGUGCGCAUUCGCGUAACGCGGGUGGCGACAGUGGUGCGACGAUGAGGCCGGGAAGCCUAAAAGACCCCGAGAUAGCAGAACUCUUCAACAAACAUGACCCGGAAAAGAUAUUCGAGGAUUUGCGCGAGAUCGGGCACGGUUCGUUCGGUGCGGUGUACUACGCCAAAUGCAACCUUACGCCCGAGAUCGUCGCGAUCAAGAAGAUGUCCUACAUGGGCAAACAGAGCAUGGAAAAGUGGCAGGACAUCCUGAAGGAGAUCCGGUUCCUGAGGCAGCUCAACCACCCGAACACGAUCGAGUACAAGGGAUGCUACCUGCACGAAAACACGGCCUGGCUGGUGAUGGAGUACUGCGUCGGGUCGGCGUCGGACAUUAUCGAGGUGCACAAGCGCCCGCUGAAGGAGGACGAAAUCUCCGCCAUCUGUGAUGGUGUGCUGCGUGGGCUGAGCUACCUGCACGGGCUCGGUCGUAUCCAUCGUGACAUCAAGGCUGGCAACAUUUUGCUCACCGAGCAGGGCAUCGUCAAGCUGGCCGAUUUCGGUAGCGCCGCCAUCAAGUGUCCGGCGAACAGUUUCGUCGGUACACCCUACUGGAUGGCGCCGGAAGUGAUCCUGGCGAUGGACGAGGGCCAGUACGAUGGGAAGGUGGAUGUGUGGUCGCUGGGCAUCACCUGUAUCGAGCUGGCGGAGCGCAAACCUCCGUACUUUAACAUGAACGCCAUGUCCGCGCUGUACCACAUCGCGCAGAACGAUGCACCGUCGCUGCAGGCCCAGGAGUGGUCGGAUAUGUUUCGUAAUUUCGUUGAUUUUUGUCUCAAAAAGUCACCGAUCGAUCGGCCCACGUCCACGCAGCUGCUGAAGCACACGUUCGUCACGAGGGUACGGUCACCGAACGUGUUGAUCGAUUUGAUUGCUCGAACGAAAGCCGCCGUCAGGGAGCUGGACAAUCUGAACUAUCGCAAGAUGAAGAAGAUCCUGAUGGUGGAUUGCGAGACGGAGAGCAACAUCGGCGACGCGGAGGACACGCCGGACGAGCAGAUCGGUGGGGACAGCAGCAAGAGCAACAGCAUCACCUCCGAACACUCACUGCCAUCGGUCGAUCAGCAGCAGCAGCAGCAGCAGCAGCAGCACAGCGGGCUGAUGAGGAACUCGUCCCGAUCCCGGCCGGCCAACGCGAUGUCCUCGAUUCACAACAAUUCGUCCGGCGGCGGCAAUGUGCGCGACAGUAUGCUGUCGAACGUGAUGCUGGCCGGCAUGGGUGGCAGCGGUUCGGGCAGCAGUGGCAGUGGCAUGAUGAUGGCAAGCGGUAUGGGUGGUAUGGGCGGCACGAGUGGAAUGCAGGUGGGCAGUGCGGGUGCCGUCGGUGCCGGUGGACAGGCGAACAUGGGUGCUAACAUGGGCUACCACCACCAUCACAACUCCUCUAGUCCGGUCGUGUCGGCCCACCAUCACCCGCAGCACAACCACAAUCACGUGUCGCAGGUGGCGGCCAAUGCCGUUGCCGAUCACGGUGCCAACAACUUCGCUACGAUCCGUACGACCAGUAUUGUGACGAAGCAGCAGAAGGAACACAUGCAGGAGGAAAUGCACGAGCAAAUGUCGGGCUACAAGCGUAUGCGGCGGGAGCAUCAGGCCGCGCUGGUGAAGCUGGAGGAGAAGUGCAAGGUGGAGAUGGAGCAGCACAAGUCCGCCCUGGACAAGGAGUACGAUCUGUUGCUGCACAACUUUACCCGGGAGCUGGACAAACAAUCGGCAAAACAUCAGCAAGAGAUUGUGCGAAGGGUUAAGCAGAAUGACGCGGCAGAGAAGAAGCUGCACAAGGAAAUAUCGACCCGGCAGGAGGGCGACCGGAAAGCGUUCGAAAUCCAUCGAAAGAAGGAGUACAAGGCGAACAAGGAGCGCUGGAAACGGGAGCUCUCGAUGGACGACACGACGCCCAAGCGGCAGCGGGAUGCAACGUUGCAAUCGCAAAAGGACAACCUGAAGCAGGCGGAGCAGCAGGAGGAACAGCGGUUGCUGCGGGUACAGAAGAACUACAUCGAGCUGGAGAUGCGCAAGUUCCGCAGGAAAAAGAUGGGACUGCUGCACGAUCUCGAGGAUCAGCUGUUGCGUGACGAGCUCAGCAAGAAGCAGCAACAGCUGGAGCAGGCACACGCCAUGCUAAUCAAACACCACGAAAAAACUCAAGAUCUCGAGUAUCGCCAGCAGAAGAGCGUGCAUGCACUUAGAGAGGAGCAGAUAUCAAAACAGCAUGAAAGCGAACUGCGAAACCAAAAGGAGUACAUGGACAGGGCCGAGCGAGAGUUGUUACGAAGACACGCACUCGAAUUGAAACAGCAACCAAAGAGCCUGAAGCAAAAAGAACUCCAGAUUAGGAAACAGUUCCGUGAGACGUGUAAAACACAAACAAUCCAGUAUAAGGCACUGAAGCGGCAGAUACUGCAGACGACACCGAAGGAAGAACAAAAGGCUGUGAUAAAGCAACUGAAGGAAGAGCAACAUCGUAAGUUAACACUGCUCGGUGAUCAGUACGAACAAAGUAUUGCUGACAUGCUGCAGAAGCAGAGCCUUCGGUUGGACGAGAGCCAGGAGGUCGAGUGCCACCAGCUGAAGGAUCGGUUACAGUACGAGCUGGACAUACUGACCGCUUACCAGAGCAAGAAUCGCAUGCAGGCGCAAGCGCAACGCGACCGCGAGCGCAAGGAGUUGGAGGAUCGGGUCAGCGUGAGACGGGCGCUGCUCGAGAGCAAGAUGGAAACUGAGCUGCAGCAGUUCAAUCAGGAGCGUGCCGAGCGGAUCCGCCAGCUGAAGGAGAAACACGACAAGCAGCUUGAGGCGUUUGACGAAGAAUCUGCCCGGAUGGGCUUCAGCGCACUGGCCUUAGCGGAAGCAUCGAAAGAAACGUACCCGGACGAGGAGGGCAGCCUGUCCGGAUCGAUGCUGAGCCUGGCGCACAGUAACAGUUCCACCAGCUUCCCGGCUGGUUCGCUAUAGCAUAAGUCCGCCAGAUGGAUGACCCUGUCGAGUCAGCAUUCGAUGUAAGCAAAGCGCCGGCGGCCUCCCUUUUUCCGCGUCCGGAACGGCUCACCAGGAGAGUGUGUGUGUGUUUAGGAAGAGAGAGAGAGAGAGUGGGACGUUUCGAGAUGAGAUGGCCGCCACACACCACACGGUUAGACUGAUGAUAUAGGAUCAAUCAAUUUGGAGUGAUGGUUUCGUUCGGGCAUGCAAUCGAAAGUUUGCAAUCAAUCCAUUGUUCUGCGUGCACCUGGGUGCACCAAACCCCCCCACACACACGCACACGCACACGCACUGCUAGCUGUAUGUGUGUGUGUGGUGUGUUUUUUGACAUUUUGAUAAAUGUACUCGCGUAUGGUUUUCUUCUUUUCUUUUUUUUUAAAUGUACGUUUGUUGCUUUCCCUCGUUUGUUCUGUGUUACCAUGCGCGCACUGUAGGCACCAGCCCCACCCACACAUCAAUAUUCGGUUUUGAGCUUUAAUAAUUGUAUCGUUAAGACGACAGUCACGACUACCGACUACUACCGCGAAUGUUUCGGUUUUGCUUUUAGUUUUUGUUUUAUUUCGGGCCCGAGUCAGCCCCCGAGAGACGCCGGCGGGGAGAGGGGGGGGGGGGGGGUGGUUAGGGUGGUUUGUCUUAGGAAAUUGUUAAAUAUUUGGAAACAAACAAAAAGCAACCGUGACCAUACUGUAGCUGGAUUUUUUUUCGUUAAUUUUUUCGCACCUGUUGUGUUGUGACCGAGAUCGCCCCCCCCCUCCCCCCCCACCCCCGUAGAGCUACCUACCAUACCGCCGAAAGAAUGUCUAGUCAACGUGCUCUAAUUGAAACCUUUUCUUCUAUCUUAUCGUCGUGCUAAAUUACAACAAAAUACACCCUAAAGCACACUAAAUUAAACACAAAAAAAACGAAAAAAAAAGCUAAAAAUACUCAACACAACCUAUUACUACUACUACUACUUCUACUACUACUAUUGAAUGCUUCUUAAGCAGCAAGGAGCCAGGCCCAACCGACCGACUUCCUUCCCCCAUUCGUUACUAUUCUAAACGAAGCUGUAAGCGCCUUUCUUGCGCGAGCGAGAAGAUGAUUUAUUGUAAGUUUUUUUUUCUGUUUCGACUGCGUCUGAGGAAAAGCAAACAAUCGUCAUCACCAGACGGAAAAGCUCUGCGUUGAGGCCAAAUUGUUGGACAAAUAGUAGUUAAAAUCAAUCCUAUAACGACAAGAUAUUAUAACUGCAUAUUCGCGUGCUGAUAGAUUAUUGUAACGAAAAGUAGAACGUUGAUUUGUUUUUAUUUUAGUUAUCGUUUUUCCUUUCUUUUCUUUUGCUUCUAAAUUCGGCGGUAAACACACACACACACACAACACACGUUCGUUACGUUAUUAAGUUAAAUGUAUAUAGCAUUGAGUACCGAUAUUAUGGGCGUAGGUAGUAUGGUGGUGUGUGUGUCUCUCUUUUAAGUCCCGAUAGACAAAAACCAUGAGGAUUCGAUGAAUUCGAACACAGUACCCCGAAUCGAGUCACACAGACCCAACCGUGAAACCGGAACUGGAAAGCUGGUGUGAAGCUUCGCGGAGCACGGGAAGGAGGAAAGGCAGAGUGCGGAAAGUGAUACGAUAAAAGGAAAAGGAAGGCAUACCUAGGUAUAUGAAUGUGGCACCGUGUGGCAGAAAACGCGAAAUGUCUGUGUGUGUGUGAAUUAAAGGUGAAUUUCUAUCGGUCAGGGGGAUGGUGCAUUUAUAAGAUUAUACAGACACGAAAUUAUGUAGCACACACACGCACACUAUAAUCACCAAUAUCUCUUAUAAUGGCAAACAUCCUUUUGCGCAGCCUUGGCAGAUCUGAAACCACAGACACAGAAGCAAGUCAAUCAUAAUGCUGGGGGGAGGGGGGCGAACGGGCGAACGAAACACAACAAUAUGAAACAGCGAACAGACAAAGCAAGUAAUUGAUUAAGAAGCAGCAGAUUAAGUGGUGCGAACCAGAUAGAAGGACAUCCUUUAGACAAUAUAAUGCGACCACACGACCGUAGUGACCGGUGGUCGAUAGUGUAGCCGAUUGAAUGAAUUGGUGGCCGUUUAAAGGGAGGCUAUAGCAAACAAAUGGGAGAGUAGGAGGGGGUGCAUAUGUAAGUACUAAUUACAGUUGCGUCGCAGGCUUAGUAACAGAAAAAGAAGGGAAAGCGGGAAAAUGGGAGGCAACGUUUAUCAACACCCCCCCCCUGCAAUUGCUUGCAGUUCUCUCACAUCUUUCUUCUUUAAAUCUACCACCAGAGAAGCGGUGAAGGGCACGGUUGAAGCACGAGAAUCAUUGGGUGCGCUUACCCGGCUGCUGCUGCUUUCCCUUUAAACCCGCUAACAACCGUACGUAGCGUAGCAGUAGUAGUAGUAGUAGUAGUAGUAAGUAUCGUUCAUCUUUCUAAUGCUUGUGGAGCGAAAAAGACAGCAGCAGCCAAUCAAUCAGUUGCACUCCACCCGCCACUGUUUCACGCUAUUCAAGUCGGAAAGCGGGAUGGAUGGGUCGGGCUGUGGGAUAAGCCCCGCGUAAAGGUAGACGCGAACGAACAACACCCUUAUUAACAAUAUAAACUAAGUAAGAAUAAUCAACUAUUAGUAUGGAUAUUAGCGAUGCAAAGGGGAAAGGUAAGAAGCGGAACAAGAACGGAACUACACUUGUGGUGUAGUUGAUUCGUGUGUGUGUGUGUUUUUUUUAAAUAUAAAUCCAUUGCUUUAGCGAACAAAGUAUAAGCGCGCAGAGUAGCGUUAACGUAAGUACGUAGCUAAAGACAAAAAUUGCAAGCCCAAGGGGGCGGCAGGCAAGACCAUGGCCAGGUUGGUGAUAUAUGGUGGUAAGGGAGCAACAGAACGGCAGAAAAAAGGGAAAAUGUUUAGAUGCCUCACACAUGCACACCACCACAAUUUUUACCGCAGCAAAAGCGUGAUGAACAAAAUAUAGAAAAGGGGGGGAAGAAAAAGGCAUAAUAAUUAUAGCAGCAGAAGCAGCAAGCAAAUAAACAAUCUAAUAGAAGUAAAGGAAAGCAAAAGCCCAGUAGAAGCGAACGCCUCCGCCAUCGCGCCGCGUUUAAUUAUAAUAUAGCUGAGAAAACAGAACAAAAAAAGGAAACUCACACACACACACGCAAACGGAAGCUUGUGACGUUUUUGUAGCAGAAAUAAUUUAAAAAAAAAAGUAACGAUAACGCUAAUCAUAAUAAUGCUACCAAUACUCUAAGGGGCGGGAACCGAAAUAACCAAAACAAGUCGAACGGGAAGAAGUGAGAACAUCGACAGCUAAUAAAAAUGUUUCACGACGCUAUAACAAACACACACACCGGCAAACAACCAACAACACAGCAUAACACAUGAGUGACACUCUCUCCUUAUUGCACUAUAAAGAAGGAGGUCCCUUUCACUACCUAACUAGCGCACGCUUGUGUAUGUAAGGCACGAUUGGGGACACGCACACACACACGUACGAUACGUGUACGAUUCUUUAAAGCAUUUUAUCUAGGAUACAGUGAGGGAGGAAGGGGGGGGAGGGGCAUACUACUAAGAACUGCUCGAAUACCACUACCAACGAACGAACGAGGGGGGCGGGAUUCAAAAUGACAGUUAGAAGCAACGUCAACAGAAUGAACAGCAACGCUACUAAUAUAAUCGAAUCGUAUUAACUAACCUUUUUUUUGUUGCUGUACUUUUCAACCGUUUGGGUGUGCGUGUUCGCGUAACGGACAAUACAAUUUAUUCGUAACUAUAUUCUGCCUGCUUCCCCUCCCCCCUUAAACCUGCCCCGUUUUGUAGUAAGCGGAGCGGAGAGCUUUUUCAAAUUGGAAGGCGUUCUAGCUGGUCUCCUUCCAAUGUUUGUGUGUGUGUGUGCUAGAGCAAGGAUAAACAUACGCAAGCAGCGCUCCCCUCUCCCCCUCCCCCCCCGCAUACACUACCAGUUCCUGUAUCAUAUUGCGAGGAGGAUCCGUAGGACAGAUGAGAGAGAGAGAGAGAGAGAGAGAGAUCAGAGGCGGCAACACAGUUAGACGAUUCGAUUCGGUUUUGUACAUACGAUUAACUAAUGUGAAUAACAAGCAAGCCAACGAGAGCGAGAACGUGUAGGGUAGGGUAGGGAAGGUGGGUGGCACAGGAUUGCGAAGUGAAGUGUGCAGAGGACGCGCGUCACAUCCAAUUUCAGACAAAUACAUACUCACAAAAUGCGAAACAAUUA